Molecule: messenger RNA, 694 nt
Organism: Canis lupus familiaris (dog)
Lineage: Eukaryota; Metazoa; Chordata; Mammalia; Carnivora; Canidae
Gene: FGFR1OP2
Product: FGFR1 oncogene partner 2
Exons: 5
Coding region: 30-677 (215 amino acids)
Biological process (GO): response to wounding
Source: RefSeq, marked provisional
AUUUUAAUUUUAUAGGUAUUCCUUUAGAAAUGAGUUGCACAAUUGAGAAGGCACUUGCUGAUGCUAAAGCUCUUGUUGAAAGAUUGAGAGAUCAUGACGAUGCAGCAGAAUCUCUGAUUGAGCAAACCACAGCUCUCAAUAAGCGAGUAGAAGCGAUGAAGCAGUAUCAGGAGGAAAUUCAAGAACUUAAUGAAGUUGCAAGGCAUCGGCCACGGUCCACAUUAGUUAUGGGAAUCCAGCAAGAAAACAGACAAAUCAGAGAACUGCAACAAGAGAACAAAGAAUUGCGUACAUCCCUGGAAGAACAUCAGUCUGCCUUGGAACUGAUAAUGAGCAAGUAUCGAGAACAAAUGUUUAGACUUCUAAUGGCUAGCAAAAAAGACGAUCCGGGUAUAAUAACGAAGUUAAAAGAGCAGCACUCCAAGGAAUUACAAGCACAUGUUGAUCAAAUAACAGAAAUGGCAGCAGUAAUGAGGAAAGCCAUUGAAAUUGAUGAGCAACAGGGUUGCAAGGAACAGGAACGAAUAUUUCAACUGGAACAAGAAAACAAAGGCUUGAGAGAGAUUCUUCAAAUAACUCGAGAAUCAUUUCUGAAUCUUAGGAAGGAUGAUGUGUCUGAAAGUUCAUCUUUGUCAGCAUUAGUGACCAAUAGUGACCUGAGUCUGAGGAAGAGCUGAAGAGCCUGUAAGUCCAU